Pseudoliparis swirei is the source of this 3188-nucleotide messenger RNA. RefSeq names its product inositol polyphosphate-5-phosphatase B (gene inpp5b). The coding region runs from base 167 to 2854 and encodes 895 amino acids. The transcript is spliced from 23 exons. Lineage: Eukaryota; Metazoa; Chordata; Actinopteri; Perciformes; Liparidae. The record is from RefSeq and is a predicted model, not a curated record. Gene Ontology annotation, cellular component: cytosol; membrane. Gene Ontology annotation, molecular function: inositol-1,4,5-trisphosphate 5-phosphatase activity; phosphatidylinositol-4,5-bisphosphate 5-phosphatase activity. Gene Ontology annotation, biological process: phosphatidylinositol dephosphorylation; signal transduction.
AGACGAACGCACCUGGGUCGAAAGGGGAAUAAUGUCGGAUUGCACCAGGACUCUGAAGUGUCUCUGUGUCUUUGAAGAGGAAUAACUGGAGUUACUCGAAACUCCUGCGGGUACUUUCGAGUCCGGGAGGCGCCUGAGAGCAGAAGUUGUAACGCAGGUUCUCACUAUGGAUCAAUCCGUCGCAAUUCAAGAGACUUUGGAAACAGGAGAAAACUGCAUCAUUGCUGUCCAAUGUGACGUCUUCUUUGAAGACAUUACAGAGAGCAGACUUCUGGGAUUGGUGGAGUCUACAAAAGAGCAUGCAAUCUUUAUUUAUACCCAUCGAAGGAUGGCUAUCACUGCUGAUGACGUGUCACUGGAGGACAUCAUACCCAUCUCCCUCGACUUUGCUGUCGUGGAGGUUUCCUCACCAGAGGAACUUGCGAUCGUGGGUGCUGACACUAACGUGAGAGUCAGCUACCAGGAAGACGAAUUGGAGCUCAAACUUCCUUUUGGUUCCCACUCACGGCUCUUCCUCAGUGAGGUCAUCAGGGCGUGGAGUGAUGUUUGCAAGUCAACCACACCGGCACCCAAGUUCGAAUGGACCAGCAAGUACGACAAAGCCAUCAGAGGCGCAGUUGCCAAAAAGGCCCUUGCGCCCCUGGGCACAACACUCACUCGACUCAACCACCACCGGAAAACAGAGAAAUCGUCAGACGAAAACGGAAAAGGUGCCAACAGCGGCACGCCGAAGUCCAAACACGCCUAUUCCGGCCAAGAGAGUCGCGAGGAUCGCGAUGACCUGGUGCGCUCCUCCAGCCACACCACCGCCAACAAAGCUCAGAUACUGGCCAUGCCGCAGUUUGGCCUGCGAGACAACCUCAUCAAGUGUGAGCUGCUGAAGAAUGAGGUCAAUUACACUUACACAGAGGACUUCAGCUUUUUUCUCGGCACAUACAAUGUGAAUGGACAGACGCCAAAGGAAAGCCUCCGUCCUUGGCUGAGCUGCACUGCGAACCCUCCUGACAUGUACUGCGUGGGUUUUCAGGAGCUUGACCUGAGCAAAGAGGCUUUCUUCUUCAAUGACACCCCCAAGGAGCUGGAGUGGACAAAGGCUGUGUCGGAGGCCUUGCAUCCAGAUGCCAAGUAUGCCUUAGUGAAGUUGGUGCGACUGGUUGGCAUCAUGCUGAUCUUCUAUGUGAAGAAGGAAUAUGCAGAGUUCAUCUCUGAUGUGGAGGCUGAGACUGUGGGCACUGGCAUUAUGGGAAGGAUGGGAAAUAAGGGUGCUGUGGCCGUCCGUUUUCGCUUCCACAACUCUGAUAUCUGCGUGGUCAACUCUCACCUCGCUGCCCACAUUGAAGAAUACGAGAGACGGAAUCAAGACUAUAAGGACAUAUGCGGUCGUCUCCAGUUUCGCCAGCUAGACCCCUCCCAGCCUCAACUUACUAUCAUGAAGCACGAUGUGAUUUUAUGGAUUGGAGACCUCAACUACAGGAUCAGUGAACUCGACGUCUCGAACGUGAAGGAGCUAAUAAGCAAAAAGGACUUUGAAACACUGCACAGUUAUGAUCAGCUCAAGAGGCAGAUCGACGAGGAGGCUGUGUUUGUUGGCUUUGUGGAGGGAGAGAUUGAUUUCCAGCCCACCUAUAAAUAUGACACCGGCUCUGACAAGUGGGAUACAAGUGAAAAAUGCCGCGUGCCUGCGUGGUGUGACCGUAUCCUGUGGAGAGGGAAGAACAUCAAGCAACAGCAUUAUCAGAGUCACAUGUCUCUGAAGACCAGUGACCACAAACCAGUCAGUUCCCUGCUCGUCAUCGGGAUCAAGAAAGUAAAUGCCGAGGCCUAUAAGAAGACCUUUGAAGAGAUUGUACGCGUUAUAGACAAGAUGGAGAAUGAGUGUAUUCCAUCGGUUACUUUGUCCAAGCGAGAGUUCCACUUUAAGGACGUGAAAUACAUGCAGCAACAGACGGAGAUGCUGAGCCUCUUCAAUGACGGCCAGGUCCCUUGUCAGUUUGAGUUCAUCCAAAAGCCAAAUGAGCCCACAUACUGCAAACCAUGGCUCACAGCCAACCCUCCCAAAGGCUUUCUUGCUCAGGGUGCUUCUGUGGACAUUGACUUUGAGGUUUUUGUGAACCGCUCGAUGGCGCCUGCACUUAACUCUGAAAAGGAGCCGAUAGAAGACAUCCUCGUGCUCCACCUGGAGCGUGGCAAGGACUACUUCAUCUCUGUGACGGGAAACUACCUGCCCAGCUGCUACGGCACCUCCAUCCAAUCAUUGUGCCAACUCAGGGAGCCCAUCCAGGACACGCCCCAAGAGACCCUCAGUGACGCGACAGAGAGCUCUGAAGAUGAGAAUGACACAAACACUGAAAAGCCUCUAGACAUUCCUAAAGAACUCUGGAUGAUGGUGGAUCACUUGUUCCGCAAUGCACUUAAUCAGGAAGACAUAUUUCAGCAACCUGGGCUCCGAAGUGAAUUUGCAGAAAUAAGGGAUUGCCUCGACACUGGCAUUCCAGAUUCUCUACCGGGCAGCAACCACUCGGCAGCAGAGGCCUUGCUUCUCUUCCUAGAUGCCCUCCCAGAGCCUGUGGUUCCUUACUCCUUCUACCAGCAGUGCCUAGAAAGCUGCUCCAAUGCCAGUCAGUGUGAGAAAGUUAUUUCCAUGCUACCUCAGUGCCACAAAAAUGUGUUCAACUAUUUAGCUGCCUUUCUCCGUGAGCUGUUGAAGAAUUCUGCAAGCAAUCGAUUAGACGUCAGCAUCUUGGCCACCAUUUUUGCGUCCUUGCUCCUGAGGUCACCUACCAAGCAGGAUCUCGCAGAAAAGAGGAAAACUCAGGAGUUCUUCCAGCACUUCCUGGCCCAAUGCGCCUCCUAGACGGAGGACCCUCUUGUCCUGUAUGCUGAAGCUGAACACUAAAAACUGUACAGUCCAGUAUUUGAAAUAAACUUCAAUGAUUUCUUAUAUUCUUAGAUGGCUCUUUGUAUAGAUAUGUAGUAUAAUUACAAUAAUGACUCGUAUCUGAUAUUAAUUGUUUCAUUCACAGCGACGUUUGUGAUCUUUGAAUGCAGUUUAUUUUAUACCAUUGAGCAUCUGUAGAGACGUAACAAUUUUUAAAUGUAUGUAUAUUUUAUUUAAACAAAAAAAUGAUGUAUUUUAAUGUUUCUGAUCUCAACCGCAAGUUUUAUACAUAAAAUGGUCAGAAACAGUG